AUGUCCUGUCUACCUACUAGCGAUUGCACCAUGCCACCAGUCAUGAAUACCUCCGAGCGUGACGAACGCGUUAGUCUGGUCGAUAACAUCAAAUCUCUAUGGAAAGUGGCGAAUCCUACAGACAUCAUCCCCGAUGUUAUGCGGUAUCCUGAGCAUAUCGGUACUUGGCCUCUACCUAUCCUACGCGCCAUAAGCUACUUGGCUAGUGGUAUGCCGGGUGACGAGGGACGGCAUCGAUUCGUUCAUCUCCUUAACAACGGCUAUUUGACGAGGAUAGCAGAUGAAUCGACUACUCAUGGACUGCAGCUACAGUCAUCCGAUCUGGAUUUUGUCCGGGACAGCUUUGGAUUAGAACCGGCGUCUGUGACGGUAGAGGAGAAAGCCGCUUCAGUCCAGAACGAUGUUACACAUCCCCAAGAGCGUCCAGAACGAAUACUUCCAGAAGAUGAAGAUGAGCCGGAGACUUUGAAGUUGAAGUUAGAUCUGUGGAUCCAAUACUACUGGAACGUCACUGAUAUCAAAGCCCUUGUCCCCCGUAACAUGCGGCAGCUAGAUAAAUUUGGAAAGCCGACCAAUCGGGCGCUGCACAGCUCCAGCGAUCAAAAGGAUCUGUUGAAGGUACUUUACCAGUUAGCUCGCAUCACAAAAGGUCGAAAGGAUGCAGCAUGGGCGCAGAUAGAAGAGGCGUGGAAGGCAAGAGGAGGCAAAGCGUUUGCAGAAUCAGACGUCAAAGUCGCUCUUGAUCACUUCCGUGACCUACGUGAAGAAGAAGAAGAUGAUGAUUCUGUUACCAACAGUCGAAAGCAAUUACCUAUUGUACCUUCAAAACCCGACGGCACUACCGGCGAGGAGGGUCAGGAUGGCGCGAUGAACACCCAGCGGGGAAAUCAGCAUCGCGAUGGAAGGCAACGGAAAAGACGACGUCGCGAAUCUCGAGCCACCGAACCCGACACCCACAACAGUGCUGAUCACCAAACGCUACUUUCCCACGUGGAUGUCGCAGAGGCGGGACUCUCGAUGGCUCGCAGCCGACGCUCGUCAGUCAUGGUAAGACGUGACAACGACCGCACUAGCAUAGCGACCCGCGACGCUACGGUCGACGAGGCUGCCACGAGCUUACAAGGUGCGCGUGGAGCAUCGAUCUUACCGCUAAAGAGGAAGAGACGGUAUUCACUAGACGGAGAUGAGACAGAUGUUGAUGAGGAAGGUAGCAAGACGGGCGAUGACGGAAAAGAUGAGCGUGAGCAUGCGAAACAAGAGCACGAUGAUCUGGAGCCAGAGGAGGUUCAUAAACUGCCAGAAAAAUGA
Messenger RNA from Alternaria incomplexa, 1308 nucleotides. RefSeq lists its product as uncharacterized. Lineage: Eukaryota; Fungi; Ascomycota; Dothideomycetes; Pleosporales; Pleosporaceae. Bases 1 to 1308 code for a protein of 435 amino acids. The record is from RefSeq and is a predicted model, not a curated record. The transcript has 2 exons.